CACUCUGUUGCUUUUCUUUUCUGCCAAGCAUCGUACUUGUUUCCUUUUCAAGGAAAAGAACAGAACAUAGACACAAUGAAACACUGUUGUCUUGUAGUGUUCAGUGUCAUGUAUUUAAGCUAAGAGAUGGAAUGAGAAACACAAGCCUCUAGGGUAUCACUUCAUCUAAACAUUUUGUUAUGGUAUCAAAACCACUAACCUAGCUCUUGUGCCGCCUCCAUGGAUGGACAACCCUCCACGAAUGAAGCUAAUCUCAAAAAAUGAAGUGAACACAAAGCACCCUCAGCCACAGCACCAGCUACCUCCCAACGUUUACCAGAUGGAGGAUCCAUUCUACCUCCAUGGUUCUGAGCAGUCUAGUGUCCUUGUUGCUGAGAAACUCACCACCACAAUUUACAAUGACUGGAGAAGGGCUAUGACAAAUGCCUUGGCUGCAGCAAACAAGUUUGGCUUUGUUACUGGUACUCUUCUUAUGCCAGAUGACUCCGAUCCUCUCUAAAGCUCCUGGAAACGCAACAAUGUCAUGAUUCUGAGCUAGAUCCAGCAAGUUGUUGUUCUAGAGAUUAGGAAGACCAUUCUCUCCAUCAAGACUGCUUCUGAUGCUUGGCGUAGCCUGCAGAUCAGAUAUGGUGCUUGAGAUAUAAUCAGGGUUGCUGAGUUAGAAGAAGCACUUUCAAAUCUAAUGCAAGGUAACCAAACCAUUACUGAGUACUAUGGUCAUGUUAUUACACUAAAAGAUGAGUAGAUAAUUACAAGCCAAUCUUCCCCUUUGAUUGUACUCCUACAAGCUAUGUCGACUGUCGAGCUAUGAAGAAAGUCCUUGAGUAUCAUGAUACUAACUAUGUGAUUAAGUUUCUAAGGAGCUUGAAUGAAAACUUUGCUUCAGU
Linum trigynum is the source of this 887-nucleotide messenger RNA. The record is from the annotation of a GenBank genome assembly. NCBI's taxonomy places the organism in Eukaryota, Viridiplantae, Streptophyta, Magnoliopsida, Malpighiales, Linaceae.